UUGUGCUCUCGCUCUCGUGUACGUGCUGUUUAGCGCAGCAGUGGCCGUGCGGGAAAACACGGUACACACGUAUAACGCGGUGUUAUAUAAAUAUAUAAUAUAAAUAACAUGAAACGGAGGUGAAUUUUUCGGAUACGGAUGUUGCGGUCAGCUCUACUCUUUGGACGAUCCCAGCCAUGAUCCCAAUAUAAAGAUAUCUUUUUCUUUCAUAAACAGCCUGGCCUCAGUCGGUUCACAUUUCCCCCCACAAUGAGACUGUACGCAUUUCUUCUGAAGGACCAUUUACCGAAAAUAGAAUAUUAUUCAAGGUUUUCACCGUCGCCGCUGUCAAUCAAACAGUUUCUGGAAUUCGGUAGGGAUAAUGCAUGUGAGAAGACGUCUUACAUGUUCCUGCGGAAGGAGCUGCCAGUGCGUCUGGCUAACACUAUGAGAGAGGUCAACCUGCUGCCUGACAGGCUCCUCAGUCAGCCUUCAGUCAAACUGGUGCAGAAAUGGUACAUGCAAAGUUUUUUCGAACUUCUAGAGUUUGAGAACAGGAAACCAGAAGACCCUCAACAUUUUUCUAGCUUUCUGGAGACUCUCAUUGAGAUCAGGAAUAGACACAAUGAUGUGGUCCCAACUAUGGCCCAGGGUGUAAUCGAAUAUAAAGAGAAGUUUGGUUUCGAUCCGUUCGUCAGCUCCAACAUCCAGUACUUUUUGGACCGCUUCUACACCAACCGAAUCUCCUUUCGCAUGCUCAUCAACCAGCACACUCUCCUUUUUGGCAAUGACAUCAACCCAGCCCAUCCAAAACACAUUGGCAGUAUUGAUCCCAACUGCAAUGUUACUGAAGUGGUGACUGAUGCAUAUGAGACCGCUAAGAUGGUGUGUGAGCAAUAUUAUUCAGCUGCCCCUGAACUCAAGAUAGAGGAAUUCAAUGCAAAGGCUCCUCAAAAACCCAUCCAGGCUGUGUACGUUCCCUCACACCUCUUCCACAUGCUGUUUGAACUGUUUAAGAACGCAAUGCGGGCCACCAAUGAGCUCCACGAGGGUAGUAAGGAGGGCCUUCCUCUUAUAAAAGCAAAAGUGACCCUGGGGAAGGAAGAUCUCUCUGUGAAGAUCAGUGACAGAGGAGGGGGUGUGGCUUUACGGAAGAUUGACAGGCUGUUUAACUACACCUACUCGACUGCACCAACACCCAGUCUGGACUCGAAACGAGUGCCAUUGGCUGGAUUUGGACAUGGUUUGCCGAUAUCCAGACUGUACGCCCGCUACUUUCAAGGGGACCUGAAACUGUACUCGAUGGAAGGUGUAGGGACCGAUGCCGUCAUCUACUUGAAGGCUCUCUCCAGCGAAUCAUUUGAGCGUCUGCCCGUCUUUAACAAAUCUGCUUGGCGACACUAUCAAGGAGGCCCAGGAGCGGAUGACUGGAGCAACCCGAGCAAAGAGCCCAGAGAUGCUUCAAAAUACAAGGCCAAAAGAUAAUCGCACUCAUCCCAUCCAUGUUCCACUGCACCCGUUACAGACAUACCAUCUUUAGUCUAGCCUCAGUUGCCAUGGCAACAUCACAUCGAUGCUGAGUGUUCUAUACUUGUUAGCAUUUCCAGAGCAGAAGAGCUGAUGAUGUAAGUGUCAUUAAGUCUCUGCUGUUUCCUCCUUUGUGCAGCUAUCGAUGUAAGAUACAGAACCUCCUUUUAGUGUCUUCCAUUGCAGUUAGAGGACAAAAAGUGAACGUUUGUGGCUGGGGUGUCAGAUACUUUUUUUAAUUGUGCGACACAGUAGCCUCCCUGUUGCAUUUUCUAAAACAGUCAGAGAGGGAUGCCUGGAGUUUGAGAUGGUCAAAACAAAGAGCACUUCUUUUUUUACUUUCUUUUUUCCCCAUUCACGAAUUCACAGGCACUAGAGAGAGGGUUUCUGUGGCUACAACUCCUGUUUUCUUGGCUGUGGACUAAUGGAGAAAUUAUUUGAAAAGGCUCUGAAGAAAUGAAAAAAAUUUGGUUAAACACAAAACUUAGUUAUUAAGUUUAGUUAUUUUUCACCCUAAAAUCAAAAGAAAAAUAUGAAAUUAUAUUUUGCAUAAAGAAAAUUAAUUUAUAGUACAAUUAGUCAUUUUUGCAUUAUGACAUGGCAUAAUUUAAGUUAAUGUAUUGCAUUUUAUAUUAAAUUACUUUUAAAAUAUAUCAUUAUUAAUGUAGGUAAUUAAGAAAAAUUUAUUAUUUUGAAUUAUAAAGCCUUUUUAAAUAUUAUAUUUAAUAAUUAAAAUUAUUGCAUGUAUAUAAACACAAGAUUUUUUUUUGUUAUAUAAAUGUAUUAGUAUUUAUAUUUUUAUAAUAUAUUUAUAAUUUAAGGUAUUUAAAAAAAAAUGUGUUUCAGCUAAACAAUAAUAAUUUGUGAGUUUAAUUUAUACUGAUUUUAAUUGGGUGAAAAAAAUAUUUUCAUUACUGUAUGACAGUAAUGACAAUUUGAGGGGGGAAAUGUGCAUAAUUCAUAAUGCAAACAAUUUUUACGGUCCUAAAAACAGUUUUCUUAAUGCAAAAUCAUUCUUAUUUUUCUUUUAAUGUUUUGGGUGAAAUCUGAACAGAUGUUUGCUUGUUAGAUGCACCCAAACGUUUUUUGGGAGCAGAGGAGUAUGCUGAUAAAGUGAUAUUUCCAAGCAUGGUGAAAUGCACUUUAAAACAAAUCAGUGUAGUUUCAAAUAUUAUUUAUUUAUUUAUUUGACCCCCAUUUAUUUGGUGUUUUCUCCCAAGUUGUGCAUCUGUGUAGGGCUGUGCUGAUUCUGAGCUGGGAUUCAGACUGAGUGCGAGGAGCUGUAGUACAUUACCUACAUUCAUUUAUAGGUCAGUAGAACCUCCUGCUAAUGUAAAUGGAGAGAGACAAUGGUAAACUUUGAAGAAGAAUGUACCAUUAUAGCCCAUUAUAGCAUUAGUGCUAUAAUCAAUCAUUAUUCUUUUUUUUUUUUUAUCUUAAAAAAAAAAAAAGCAGAUACUGCUUUUAUGACAUUAUAGCCCCUGCAUGGUGAUGUUUAAUAGAGUUGAUAGAAAGAUAUUUGCAUAUAGACAUUGUUGGAACAGAAAGUUUAGUUCAGCUUCAUUGAGAGAAAAUCCAGUUAGAAAUAAACUCAAAGAAGCAGCUUCAUGAAUUGGCUAACUUUCGAAUCAAAGUUUUAGCUUAAGAUUGAUUUUUAUUAUACCACUACUUCUCAGACAUUCCUUUUAAUGGAAUUAAUUUUUUCCAGAGGACAUCAUCUUAAAAUAAUUCCUAACACAGAUACUGUUUGGGACUCUUUGAGUGCAGUGAUUGUGUAAAGGGGUCUAUGAAGAUGAAAUACAGGACAGCUCGUGUGGUUUACAGGAACCAAUGCUGAACCACAAGCUUAAGUCUGCCCAGAAUAGUUUGUUGGUCUGUUACACUGUGUCCUAUCUCAAAAAUAGUGAUUCUUUUGUACGCACAAGUAUAUUUAGUCGAACCUGAAUGAUAUUUCUAUAGUCAGGUGAGUUUUGUCUAUUAUUUGAAUUUUCGCUUUUUGAAACUCCAUAAGAUGAACAUUUGUUAGUAGUUUGUUUUUACUGCAACACUCCAGGGUGAAUCUCAUGAAACCUGUCAAGAACAUGUCUAAAUCAUAUUU
Messenger RNA from Cyprinus carpio (common carp), 3604 nucleotides. RefSeq names its product pyruvate dehydrogenase kinase, isozyme 3a (gene pdk3a). Gene Ontology annotation, biological process: protein phosphorylation; regulation of glucose metabolic process. The transcript has 11 exons. The record is from RefSeq and is a predicted model, not a curated record. Gene Ontology annotation, molecular function: pyruvate dehydrogenase (acetyl-transferring) kinase activity. NCBI's taxonomy places the organism in Eukaryota, Metazoa, Chordata, Actinopteri, Cypriniformes, Cyprinidae. The coding region runs from base 250 to 1464 and encodes 404 amino acids. Gene Ontology annotation, cellular component: mitochondrion.